GAAAUUAUUUUUUCCCCUAAUGUAAACAUUUGAACAUGGACUAAAUGACUCUAUAUUCUUUUAAAGAAUUUGGAUUACAAGGCAUUCUUAGAAAUUAUUUUUCUGACCACCAUACACUUAGACUGUUUGAGAUAAAUUCCCAUCGUCAUACUCCCAGUUGCUUCUUUCAGUCUCUGACAGCUGCCUUGGGCCAGCUUUCUCGUUUGGCUUUUCUGAAUUCCUGUUGGAUGGGGUGGGGGCUAUAUUUAGAAGAGGGGGAUUAAAUUGCAGGGGCUUGAGUGGGCUCUCGAAGUUGCUCAGCCUUUUCCAGCUGGAACCGCAUGUCGAGAAGACCUCUGGCCUCCACCUCACCUCCACUGGACACAUUAUCUAAAGAAUGGAUCAGAAAAGCCUGAAGGAAGACCUGCGCAUGUUCCAGAGCACCCUGCUUCAGGAUGGCCUCAAGGACCUCUUACAUGAGAACAGAUUGGUGGACUGCAUACUCAAGGUGGGGGACCGCAGCUUUCCCUGCCAUAGGCUGAUCAUGGCUGCAUGCAGUCCAUACUUCCGAGAUCUUUUCUCCUCUGAGGACGGCCAGCAAGUGGAAAGCAGCAAGGAAGUGGUCCUUGAGGAUGUAGAUGCUACAGCCAUGGACACAGUUGUUAAUUACCUCUAUUCGGCAGAAAUGGAUCUCACAGAUGAGAACGUACAGGACAUUUUUGCUGUGGCAAACCGCUUCCAGAUCCCCUCAGUUUUCACAGCCUGUGUGAACUACCUACAGAGGAAGCUAUCCUUGGCUAACUGCCUAGCAAUUUUCAGACUGGGACUGGUCACCAGCUGCCCUCGACUGGCAAUGGCUGCACGAGACUACAUUGCUGACCGUUUCGAGAUUGUUACUAAGAGCGACGAAUUCCUUGAGCUGGCUCCCCAUGAACUCUUUGUCAUUAUUGGUGGAGAUGUCCUCAAUGUCGAAAAAGAAGAAGUGGUGUUUGAGUCACUCAUGAAGUGGGUUAGAAGCAACAAAGAGAAGAGAGUCAAGACCCUGGGCGAUGCCUUUGAAUAUAUCCGUUUCCGUCUCCUGCCAGAGAAAUACUUCAAGGAGAAGGUAGAGAAGGAUGACAUUAUUAAAGCAGACUCUGAGCUCAUGAAGAAAGUUCAGAUCAUUAAAGAUGCCUUUGCCGGGAAACUUCCUGAGAAGGAGAAAAAGAAGGUAGACUCUACAGAGGGGGUGGUAAAUGGGGAAGCAGAACAGGAGGAAGGCAAGUUGCCUGGUUAUCUAAAUAAUAACCGCAGACUUGGUAUGUAUGCCCGGGACCUGAUCCUAAUGAUCAAUGAUACGGCAGCCGUGGCCUACGACCCCAAUGAGAAUGAGUGCUUCCUAGCUGCCAUGGCAGAGCAGAUCCCACGCAACCAUGUCAGCGUAACGACCAAGGACAACCAGCUCUACAUCCUUGGGGGCUUGUUUGUGGAUGAGGAGAACAAGGAUGUCCCUUUACAGUGCUACUUCUACCAGAUGGACAACAUAACAGCUGAAUGGAUUGCUCUCCCUGCAAUGCCGUCACCCCGAUGUCUUUUUGGGAUGGGAGAAUGUGGAAAGCUACUCUUUGCUGUGGCAGGAAGAGACCUGCAAACCAAUGAGUCCAUUGAUUCCGUGAUGUGUUAUGACAUAGAGAAAAUGAAGUGGAACGAGACGAAAAAACUGCCACUUCGGAUUCACGGCCAUGCUGUGGUGUCCCAGAAUGACCUGGUGUACUGCAUCGGAGGCAAGACAGAUGAUGACAAAUCCAUCAACAAGAUGUUUGCAUACAACCAUAAAAAAUCUGAAUGGAGGGAGCUGGCUUCCAUGAAAACCGCAAGAUCAAUGUUUGGAGCUGUGAUACAUAAAGGAAAAAUCGUGGUGACAGGUGGAGUUAACGAAGAUGGUCUUACAGCUGCAUCAGAAGUCUACGACUUUGGAACCAACAAGUGGGAGCCUUUCACAGAGUUUCCUCAGGAGAGGAGUUCUAUCAGUCUGGUUAGCAGCGGUGGGAACCUCUAUGCAGUUGGCGGCUACACCAUGGUCCAGACGGAGGAUAAAGAAUGCGUUCCCACUGAAGUAACUGAUGUCUGGCAGUACGAAGAGGACAAGAAGCAGUGGAGCGGGAUGCUCCGGGAGAUGCGCUAUGCCUCUGGUUCAUCUUGUGUCUCAAUGCGCCUGAACGUGGCUAAGAUGCCACAGCUGUAACCAUAGCGACACACUCUUGGAGUCACCACCGACGACACAAUGCCUUCUCAGCGCUAGUACUGAAUUGCUUGUCGUUUUCAGAUUUUAGCAUACUAAAAUAUAAUUUAUCAAUCUAUAACUGUAAUUUUAAACAACUGAUAGGAUUGCGAGCGAUCUUUGCAUUUUACAAUACCUAUUCUGUGACUCACAGUGGAUUUAAGACUCAGUAAACUAACUCCCCUCAAUAAACUGUCAUCCACAUACUAAGACAUUGUCAUUAGGGAAAAGUUGUCUUGCUCCGAAUAUGUGCUUGUUUCUUUUUCUGGUUAAGCAUUUGUAACAAGUCAACUCUUUUUAUGUAUGUCCUAUCAUAAAAUUUUUGUAUUUUAAUAAUUUUUAAUUUAUUUACUUUUAUACUCAUAACAAUGAUGCAAAAUAUUAGGGUUACUUCCCUACAUACACUAUUAUAGAGUAUGGCCUAUAGGAAUAAUUUAAGUAUUCAUUCUUGCUACUGCUGAUAACAGAAAAGUGGAACAAGAUGCAGUACAUUAUUUCAUACCCAUUUACCUGUAGUUUAGGGCAACCAAGCAUUGACACAAAUUAUAGUACAACAGCAAAAGCUAUGCUCUUUCUCUGAAAAUUCUGUAAUGGUGCACUAAAACAGUGUACACGUCUACCGUGAUCAUAUUUAUUUUUGGGGCAAUUCUACCUUAUUCUGCACUUGCGUUUUUUCUUAUGUAACUAACAGAUACUGCCCAGAGCAAAUUGUUCUCAGAUGGCCCACAGCUUGCUGUUGUUCACUGACACAUCUAGAACAAAUUCUCCACAUCAGCUGAAGCUUAACUGCUCCACUCCCUCAAUAGGGUUAUCACAGCCGUAAUUGAGCAAUUCGAGAAGAUUGCACAGUGGAUACCAGAAAUUGUGUGCCGAUUAUGUGAAUGGGAGUAUGAACUGAGAGACAGUAGAGAGAGAGGCUAUAAGCUGUAUUAAAAGUGAUAAAGAUGUCUGAAUGGUUCUGAUUCCUUCUAUAGUGAGUCAUGAAUCAAAUAAUGGGAAAAGAAGAACCACUUCAGCUAUAAUUCCAAGUAGCCUAUGUAAAACUCACAAAGUUAAUUUGGGCAAAAAUAACAUUUUUGAAUUAUUUUAUAGUGAAGUCUAAAUUAUCUAAUGCGAAAAGAGUACUCACUCCCAGUAUACUUCAAAGUAACCUAUGUAAAGAUGACAAAAUUAAUUUAAGGAAAAAUGAGAUAAAGUUACAGUAGUACAUGAUUCCCAAUAUAAGGUGAAGUGUAUCUGUUUUGUAACUGUAGAGUAAGCAG
Scleropages formosus (Asian bonytongue) is the source of this 3501-nucleotide messenger RNA. RefSeq names its product kelch-like protein 41b. The coding region runs from base 377 to 2203 and encodes 608 amino acids. The record is from RefSeq and is a predicted model, not a curated record. Gene Ontology annotation, molecular function: protein binding. The transcript has 6 exons. Lineage: Eukaryota; Metazoa; Chordata; Actinopteri; Osteoglossiformes; Osteoglossidae.